AAAUUCGUCUGUCGGCGACGCGUAGUCGGCGAGUUAGUCGUCGUCUCAGUCGCGAUCACCCGCCGUUACAGUCCACUCGUUAUUUGCAACAGAUUAUAAAACCAUGGCCCGCUUUGGAAUCACGUUGUGCCUAGCCACGGUACUCGCCCUCAUAGAAAUAGGGUCCUGCCUUCAAUGUUACCAGUGUAAUUCUCAAUCUGACCCGACUUGCAACGAUCCAUUCUCGUCAUCAAAAAGCCUAGUUGACUGCUCAACUCAAGAUUCUGUGAACUACAACCGCCUUUAUCUGAAAGAUUUGUUGCCACGGGAACUCAUUGAUUCCGUAGUUGGCGCGCCUAGGUAUUGCCACAAAAUUGUUAUGGAGAACGGCGCAACAAUCCGAACUUGCUUGGAUGCGAAUCCUACAGACCUGGGCCAAUCAUGCAGUCUUAUCACCAGGAUGCCAGUCCAACCAGACCCCAGCAGACAUGUCAAGACGUGCAGUGUUUGUAACAAAGACCGCUGUAAUGGAGCAUCAUCUGUAGCAUUCUCUCUACCUUUAGCUUUAGCAGCGCUUUUAGCCUCUUAUCUCUACAGCAAGCAAUAAUUGGCUGCAUUAAAAGUUCAGCUUCAUUAUUGCUUCCGCUUAAAAUGUUAAGUGACAAAUUAAUUUUAAAACGAACAUAAGAUAAGGCCAGUAAUUGUUGAAAGCACACCGAUUUUAUAUAUUAAGUGCUAAAAUAAAUGAUAAUAUUGAUAAAAAACAACAACAGUGCACUUUAUAUUAUUAAUUUUAUAACUAUUACGUAAUACUUGAAAUAGAUUUAAAUUGAAAACUCGAGAUAUGUCAAUGUUUGGGAUGUGAGAGUGAACAUCCGCGUUUUUUUUUUAAAUUUAUUAUUAUAGCUUCGGCCUUAUAUAAACAUCCCGUCCAACAUGAUUGUUCUGACUGUUGCUUGUUGAAAUAGUUUUUAAUAGAUAUAGGUUUUAAUGUUUUAAAUCGUGAUCAUUGUGAAUUAUUGUAAUAAGAGAUAAACAAAUAAUUAUAGAUCACUUAAUGUAUACAAAUUUGCUACAGGUGGUGGCUGUUAUUCAUAACGACCAUAUUGGAUAUAGAAUAAACAUAAAAGUCACACUCAUUAUUUAAAAUAAUAUAUUUCAAGCAUAAGAUGAGCUGUGUUUAAUCGUUUUUUUAAUGCAAAAUUAAAAAUAAAUUUUGAUAAGGUCUCCAUCAAUAUUGUCAUCACUAUUACUAUAGUAUGAUUUAAUUUUAUUUUUUGUUUGAAACCUAGUAACAUCAUUUUGACUAACAACAUCCUAUGACCUAUAUUAUUUAAUUGAAAUAUACAAACUUGAAUGGCAAAUCGUUAGUAAUUAUUGUUUUAUCAAUAUAAAAAAAAUAUCGUUUAUGUUACGUACGUGUUUAUGUGUACCUAGUGUAUAUGUUUUUAAUAAAGUUAAAGAGAAA
Messenger RNA from Danaus plexippus (monarch butterfly), 1447 nucleotides. RefSeq lists its product as uncharacterized. The transcript is spliced from 4 exons. Gene Ontology annotation, biological process: positive regulation of voltage-gated potassium channel activity; sleep; regulation of synaptic transmission, cholinergic. The record is from RefSeq and is a predicted model, not a curated record. NCBI's taxonomy places the organism in Eukaryota, Metazoa, Arthropoda, Insecta, Lepidoptera, Nymphalidae. The coding region runs from base 104 to 586 and encodes 160 amino acids.